AUGGCGUUAUCGCCUUGGCAGCUGUGCUUCCACGCGGACCUCAAGUGCCGCGUGAGGGCUUGCAGCAAUAGAAGGGUUAUGGGCAACACGGCGUCCUCUCUUUAUUGUCGACAUCACGCUUGUACCGUGUGCCUCAAGUUCAAGACGUGUUUAAAGCGUGGUCACGGAGAGGAGAAGAUCUGUCAUCACCACGGUUGUGCUCUCACCGAAUGCAAGGAACCACGUUGUCCAAAGAAGAGCUCGCCAUACUGUAAUAAACAUGCCUGCAGCAUCAAGGAUUGCGACCAGCUGCGGCAGAGUCCGGGUCUCUGUUGCCGCCAACACACAUGCCACGGCCGUGGAUGUGUAAACUGUAUUAACAACGACUCUUCAUCCUCUCCGCCUCCGGGCCAGGGUCCCCCAUACUACUGCCACGGCCACCAAGUAUGCCAGGCCGACGGGUGCGAGUCCCUCGUAUUCCACGACGUCUUGCACCGACCAGCUAAAUACUGCUUUCGGCACUUCUGCGCAGCAUCGGCGACGUGCGAAGGGCAGCGCGUAGAAGGCGACGGGGCGCAGGCCUGCCGCGACCACUCCUGCGCCCUCCACCCGACCUGCCCCAAGCCCCGCGUGGAUAUAACCCGGGGGAGCCUCUUCUGCGACGACCACGAGUGCGCGGACCCCGCGUGUCGGAAGCAGACGUACGACGGCGGCGGCGGCGCCGGCGGCGCGGGGAGCAAGUGGUGCGCGGACCACAUGUGCAUGGCGGCGCUGCUGCGACACGCCGACUGCGCGGAUCAGCGCGAGGGCACGGCGGCGAAUCCGCUGUACUGCGCUGACCACGGGCCUCGUGCACACCAUGCGCAUGCGCAUGCGCAUCCCGGCUUACACCAGCAUAGCCGGUGCCGCUGCCGAGGAAGUGCGGGUGGUGGCUGUCGAGGGGGGGGGAUAUGUUUCCGGGCUACGGCGGCUGUGAUAGCGGGGGAUAGCGGCGGAGGGGGAGGAGGAGGAGGGUUUUGCGAGUGUCAUUGUGGUGGGGAUGAUGAUGAUGAUGAUGACGAUGGCGGCGAUGACGACGAUGAUAGUGUUACGGAUCAUGGAGACGGAUGUGGAGGAGGCGGAGGAGGUGGUGGCGGCGGAAGCGGCGUAGGGGUGGAGAUAGAAGGUUGUGUUUGUGGUGGUGGUGGUAAGAAGAAGAGAUAGUGAGGCUGAGGUUGGAAGACAUAUCGAAUAAGUAGGCCACUUGCCUAUGUAGCUAGCUAAGUUCGUUGUCUUGAUAUUUACUUACUUUAUCUAACUGCCGCUGAACUUAAAAAGAAUGCCUUAAGUAGGUA
Daldinia decipiens is the source of this 1313-nucleotide messenger RNA. RefSeq lists its product as uncharacterized. The transcript has 4 exons. The record is from RefSeq and is a predicted model, not a curated record. Lineage: Eukaryota; Fungi; Ascomycota; Sordariomycetes; Xylariales; Hypoxylaceae. Bases 1 to 1182 code for a protein of 393 amino acids.